AUGGAGAACCCCAAUAACGGCCAGGCACAUUUUGAGCCGUCCAAGCUUGUGCUUGGUAAGGUUGCAGCUGAACUAUUCGACACUGAUGCCGAAUCGCUAGACUGGGACAAGUCUUUCAUUAUGCUGGGUGGUGAUUCCAUUCUAGCAAUCGACUUCAUCGUCAGAUGUCGUGACGCAGGCAUUUUAGUGGACAUGAAAGAUCUCUUGAUGGCUGGUACCUUAGCUCAACUUGCUGAAAGCGUGGCCCAACAAAACGCUGGAGCAGCCAACGGAGCGAAUGGCCAGGCAAAUGGAAACGGAAUUAAUGGGAAUGGGGUUCAUGACGAAGCUACCAUUCGAAAUAGUUCAAAUGACUUGGCUACAAGCGCCGUCGCGGCUAGUCGUCGGUUGCGCUUCGCUACCAUGGAGAUACCAGAGAACACGGAUAUUUCUAUCAUCCCGACUGCGAUGCAACACAUAGUUGAUCGACACUCAGCCCUGCGUUCAAAUUGGUCUGUUUCGUCAACUGGUAAAUGGAUUCUCACAACAACCCCUGUAUCAGGCCUAAAGUCACGUCAAUUCUAUUACUCAGUGUCUUCAGAGGCAAUGGAAGUGACAGAUGCAUUUGAAUUGCUGAGGGAAGCUUUGCUCCCUCAUGAAGCCCCUUCAUCCGGAUGUUUGGCAAUUCCUAGUGAUGCGCCAGGGUGCAGUCAUACCAUUGUCCUUGCUGCAGAUGCAAACGUUGUCGACGUCCUUUCUAUGCGGCUUGUACUGCGAGAAUUGCGCGCGACUAUCAACGGAAACCAGAUCGAGCUCAGCUCUGAUUUCCAGUUCAGCGAUUGGAUUGCUCAGGGAUGCCAGGGAUUGGAAGCGCAGGUUGAGAGAGCCAAUGCAACAAAGUCCAGCUCCACUAUCGACACUGGCACCCUCAAACUCAGUGGCAAUAAUGGUGGUACUGUUGAUUUUCAGCUAUCUCACUUGGAAACCGAGAAACUCUUCGCCUCGAAAACGCAUGAUACCUUGAGAACCAGCCCUGUCGAUAUUGUCAACGCUGCUGUUUCGGAAUCUCUUGGGCCACGCUAUCGAGACGCGGAAAAUGUCCUUAGCAUCAGAUCUGCCUACAGUAUUCGCGAGGAACAAAGUAUACCUUCCGAUUCGAUAGGAUGUUAUGAGGUCGAGACGGAAUUGGCUGCUCCAGCUCUAGAGUCGGGUGAGUCUUUGGCGCAUAUGGUUCGCCAAAUGCGCGAUGCUCGCGCCGGAUUCUCUACAGAUUCUGGGUCUUCUGCUGCGAUUUACGUUGACUGUACGCGUCUUUGUCGUUUUGAAGAUAACGAUUAUUCUCCGUGGCUCUCGGAUCCCACUCCCAGCCACUCUCCCUAUGUAUCCCUGGCAAUGAUAGCCGGGCAAGUACAUGUUUCAUUGCACUUUGGCAUUGCUAGACCUGACGAUAAACUCAUUGCCGAUAGACUCAAAUCCUGUCUCGAUGAGAUAGUGAACGAGCUUGCUAAAGCUCCACGGAUGGGAACCCUCCACGACUUUCCUCUGGUUCGUUGGCCGUACUCCGCGCUGGAUAGACUGGCGAGAGACUUGCAGACACAUGGCUUGGCAUAUGACGACGUUGAAUCAAUUGGACCGUGUUCUUCAGUGCAAGAAAGUUUCUUUGUCAGUCAAGCUAUCAAUCCAGGUUCCUACGUUAGCCAAGCCACUCUCAGGUUGCUGCCAACCUCUGCCAAUGUUCCUCAUCGAGUCGAAACAGAGAAGGUUGCGAGGGCGUGGAACGAUAUUGUUGCAAGACACGCGAUGCUGAGAACUGCAUUCGUGGAGAGCAGCGACCGGCCUGGCAAAUUUGAUCAGCUCGUCCUGAAGCCUACGUCUUUGCCACCACGCGUGAUUAUUAUCCCCUCCUCGGUUGAAACCAAUAUUGUUCCCGCCUUCACCACGGGAAAAUUUGAAAGCCCACUGCGGCUUUGCAUCUACCAGAUUAAUGAUGAAGAGCUUCGACUCGAACUUGAAAUCUCUCACGCCCUAGUAGAUGGGCACUCAGCUAAGAUUUUGUUACACGACAUCCGUGCCAGCUAUCUACAAUCUGCCUACUUCUCACAGAACUCGCCGCUUCCAUACACGGUUUUUGCAUCCCGCCAGCAGGCCACCUUGAGCGAAGGGGAAGCGUCCGCGGGAGUUGCAUACUGGACGUCUUACCUAAACGAAGCUAGUGAAUCCCAUUUGCCCCUUAUCACUACCAACCCGCAGUUGAAAGAUCUGGAGACAACUCGUUGCUCUGUGUCAGUACCUGAUGGAAGGCUGCGUGCAGUUUGUGGUAAACUCUCGAUCACUCCAGCAAAUCUAUUCCAUGUCGCAUGGGCGCUAGCCCUUCGACGCAUUAUCCUCUCCGACAAAAUUACCUUUUCGUAUAUAGUUUCUGGACGCAGCAGUGAUACAGAUGGUGUCGAGGCGACGGUUGGGCCCUUCAUCAAUACUUUGCCAUUUUCUCUGGCAUUGAACCCAGAGACCAGCGUUGCCGAUGCACUUGGGUCUGCAAUGCAAGAUUGGCAGAAUGGCUUGCAGUUUCAAAACGUACCGAUUGCUGACCUAGCCGCUGCAAAAACCAGAUCAUUGAAGCGGCUUGGAAAUACAUUGCUCUCAAUUGAACGCGAGGCAUCGAACACGCAUCCAUUCACAGAAGGAACCUAUAUGAGCUUGGACGCAAGGACCAGCGCAGCAGAUUUUGAUCUUAUUGCCAACGUCAGAUUCAAUGAAGAGCGCAUCGAUCUGAGUGUCGAAUACUGGGCUUCUAGAAUAGCCGGACCAGUUGCAAAGGCCCAGAUGGCGGCAUUCGAAGACGCAGUGACAUUCUUAUUAGAAGGAGUGGGCUUGUCGGUCCGUGACUUUCCAAGUCAUAGCCUGAAAGAUCGAGCUGCGUUUGUCAAGUGGAACUCGACCAAACCUGCACGUCUGGAGAGCUGUGUUCAUGAAUUGGUUAUGAAGAAGAUGACCGAACAACCAGAAGCACUGGCAGUGAGUUCUUGGGACGGUGAGCUUACUUAUGGCGAGUUAGAACGCGCAAGUCGUCGACUGGCCUAUCACCUGGUUGAAAAGGGCGUAGGCCCAGAGGUGAUGGUCGGUAUGUGCAUGGAGAAGUCAAAGCUGGGUGUUGUCGCUAUGGUAGCCACUCUUCUUGCAGGCGGUGGUUUAGUGCCUCUUGGAGUGUCACAUCCUCUGGCACGUAUUGAAGGUAUAGUCAAGGACGCGACUUCGCCACUCAUACUCGUUGAUCGUGUCCACGAGGAACGGUUAGCAGAGCUGGGUUCCUAUACAGAGUUAGUUGCCGUUGACUCCUUCUUCGACGAUGCGCCUUCGACCGACAUACCGACUUCUGGUCCCUUCACCUCCGUAGGACCAGACAACGUGGCUUGGAUGAUAUUUACCUCGGGUAGUACAGGAAAGCCCAAGGGUGUUGUACUUGAGCAUGGGUCCCUUGCUACUAGUAUUCACUACCAUGGUCGCCGACUCGACAUCCAACCUUAUGAUCGUCUUCUACAGUUUGCAGCCUUUACUUUCGAUGCUGCUAUUCAAGAAAUCAUCACGGCUCUUGCUUUUGGCGCGACAACGUGUAUUCCUUCAGAGAGCGACCGUAUGGACCGAUUAUCAAACUAUCUUGCCGAGUCUGAGGUCACUAUUGCAACCUUGACAUCAACAGUGGCUGCAUUAGUUCGGCCGCAGGAGACUCCGACAGUGCGGACGAUAAUUCUCAUGGGCGAAGCCGUGCAAGCAAAAGUCGUUGAUCAAUGGAUAAACCACGCGACCGUUAUCAACGCAUACGGGCCAUCGGAGUGUUGUAUUCAUUCAACCUGCAGACCAGUUACGGAUAGUUCUGCUUCCCUAAAUAUCGGGACGGCUAUUGCUGGUGCGACUUGGGUUGUCAACCCGACCAACAUUGGACAACUUGUGCCAUUAGGAGGCCAAGGAGAGCUUCUUCUUGAAGGCCCCCUACUUGCAAGAGGUUAUCUCAAUGAUCCUGUAAAGACGGCCCAGGCCUUUGUGACCGACCCAGCUUUUGUUCAUGAACUCGGACUUGACCACGGUCAGCACAAGAUGUACCGGACGGGAGACCUGGUGCAGCAGAACAUGGAUGGAACAUUAACAUAUCUAGGCCGUAUUGACUCGCAAAUCAAGAUCCGUGGUCAGCGCGUGGAGAUUGGUGAGAUUGAGUACCAUAUAGGAAAGCAGGGAGGCGUUCACGAUGCAGUCGUUCUCUAUAUGCGACAAGGACCCCUUGCUGACCGUCUUGUUGCUGCUGUUAACCUGGGCGAGUCCUCAUCAGUCGACUGCCCUCAGGACUCGGCCGUUCAACGUGUUCCGGAGCAUCAGAUGGAGAAUGCUAGGCUUCGCCUGCGUGAAGUGCAACACGGCUUGUCACGGCAGGUGAUGCACUACAUGGUGCCCAGUAUAUGGCUCCCUUUAUCAGCUAUGCCGAUGAAUCAGUCCGGAAAAACAGACCGACGCGCUUUGACUGAUUGGAUACAAUCAUUAUCAUCUGAUGAAAUCACAGCUCUGAGCAACGGUGGUGAUGCCGAUGAUGUGGAUGACACGUCGGCGACAGCUGUUGAACGGGAGCUCCGGCAAAUUUGGAGCGAAGUGUUGGAUGUUUCGCUACGUAGCGUAACAUAUUCAAGCAGCUUCUUUAGCCUCGGCGGUGACUCAAUUACAGCGAUGCAAGUAGUCUCGGCCAGCCGAUCGCGUGGAAUCCUCAUAACCGUGCGCAAAGUUCUCGACUGUCAGACAAUCCCCGAACUGGCAGCCGAGGCGCAGGCAGCUCAGGAUUCGGAUUGCACAGCUAUACCAGAAGGUGCAUUUGCACUAUCACCUAUCCAACAGAUGUACUUUGAGAGUAUAGCGGCUGAUGGACUUCGUGCUGACAAUGAGCAUUGCUUCAACCAAGGAGUCUUGCUUCACAUUACACGCCAAAUCACCUUGGAAGAGUUAACUCGAGCAUUAGACAUGGCUGUUGCGAAACAUGCUAUGCUUCGAGCCCGAUUUCAGUACAGCCAAGACCAGGGCUGGCAACAGAGGAUAGAGAGAGAGGUAACCGGCUCCUAUCGUCUGUGCGCGCAUACAGCUGGCGGCGCAGAAAUAUCGGGGAUUGUUGCCCAGUCCCAGUCGACUCUCGACAUAGCGCAUGGACCGGUGUUCGCAGCUGAUCUUAUCGAAAGAGAUGAUAGGCAGGUCCUUCACUUGGUCGCCCACCACCUUGUUAUCGACCUUGUGUCUUGGCGUAUUCUGUUGCGAGACCUCGAGGAGGUAAUUGUAAAUCAAAAGCUCCCAAAUCCCAACAGCUUGUCAUUCCCAACAUGGUUAGAAAGACAAAAAGAAUCUCUGGACAGGGUCUCGGAUGUCCUUGAUACAUUGCCCAUGACUGUGCCAAAGGCGAAUUGGGACUAUUGGGGGCUUACUCCUGGCCAGGAGACUUUCGGUAUCCGUUCCAGUACUCAGGCAUGGUGUGAUAUCGAUACCACCUCAUUACUUACCGGUGGCGCGAAUGCUCCUCUCAAAACCGAACCGGUCGAAAUAUUGUUAGCUGGUCUACUUCUGUCUUUUCAACAAGUCUUUACCGAUAGAUCUGUGCCGGCUGUCUUUACUGAAGGACAUGGUCGUGAGGCUCCAGAUGACGGGACAGACUUGUCAGAGACUAUAGGCUGGUUCACAACAAUGAGCCCGAUUUUUGUGUCGUUCGGUGAACCUAAUAGUAACAGCAUGAUUGAUGUUCUUAGGCAGGUGAAGGAUCAGCGUCGACGCAUUCCUGAUCGUGGAGUUCCUUAUUUCGGCAGUCGCUUCUUGACUGCUGAAGGCAAGGAGCAAUUCGCAGGUCAUGGCCCGGCAGAGAUCAUGUUCAACUACACAGGACGCUUCCAACAGCUCGAACGAGAUGAUGCCUUGUUUCAUUUCGACAGGGACAACAAUUCAAGCACCAUGUCACGAGCUGGUGGUCUAGUGAAGCUUUUUGCCGCGCUUGAUGUUGCCAUCACGAUAGAAGCAGGCAAAUUAUGCAUCACUGUUCAUUACAGCAAUCAAUCGCGAUUUCAAGCAGCUAUCCGAAAAUGGGUCGAGGUAUAUGGCCAAACUGUCAAGAGCUUAGUCGAGGAGUUGAAUAAAGCGGAAUCAGUGGCAACAGCAACGGAUUUUCCACUUGCUAAUCUUUCUGACAACGACAUGGAAACCAUUGAAAGGCAAUACCUGCCUACGAUAGGUCUCAAUUCCUCUGCUGAGAUUGAAGAUAUUCUGCCCUGCUCGCCAAUUCAGCAGGGUAUCCUGUUGACCCAACUUCAGUCUCCAUCAACGUAUUGUAUUUACCAGACAUGUCGUAUCGUACCAUCUGUUGAUACGCUUGUCAGUGUGGACCGGCUCAUUGAAGCUUGGAGAGAGGUUGUGUUUCGGCAUUCUAUCCUUCGGACUGUGCUCUUGGAGCCAUUGCCAGGACAGGAAAACUUCAUCCAGAUUGUUUUAAGACACCCUGAGAUUGGUAUCAUCAAGAAAGACAAUAUUGCAGAUGGAGUAACUGCUGCUGAGUGGCUUGCUUCACGGCCGUCCUUGGACGUCUCAAUUCUCAGCCGCCCUCCUCAUCUUCUCACCGUGCUGACAACGGUUUCUGGAGAAGUUUAUUGCCGAUUCGAUAUCAGUCAUGCUCUGGUCGAUGCCUCCUCCGUGGCAUUAAUCAUGCAAGACCUCAUGGACGCGUAUGACGUCGAGAAGCCAACGUCACCCAUCAGUGGCUCUAAAUACAGUACUUAUGUUGCCUUUCUUCAAGGAAGAGACUCUCAGGAUGAUCUCCAGUACUGGAAAUCGCUUCUCCAAGAUGCUGAGCCGUGUCUUUUGCCCCCAAAUAACCCGACCCAUGGCACUGGCGAACAAGCAACCAUCAAAAAGGUAUCUACCCGGAUUGAUGAUAUUGGAAAACUCCACCAAUUCCGAGAUAAGUAUGGUAUUUCUGUGGCCAGCAUAUUUCAAUUAUCGUGGGCCUUGGUUCUCGCAAUGCAAACUGGUUCACGAAAUGUCAGCUUUGGUAACUUGUCUAGUGGGCGCGAUGUACCAAUCUCAGGCGUGCAAGAGCUGGUAGGGCCAAUGAUCAAUAUGCUCGUCUGUCAUCUAGACCUGAAAUGGGGCGCAAGAGUCUCUGAGGUAGCUCGCAAGCUUCAGAGUCAAUCCACCGAGGCAUUCGAACAUCAGAGGACAUCUUUAGCAGCAAUUCAGCACGGGCUUGGUCUCUCAAGAAACCAACCACUUUUCAAUAGCACCUUGUCAUACAAACGACAGGCAUGGACAAGCUCUGGAAGAGCAUCAGCCAUCACGCUUGAAGGCCUGACCUGGGAGGACCCGACGGAAUACGAUAUUCACAUCAACAUUGAAGCUUCCUCAACCAGCAUUGAUAUCAACAUGCAAUAUUCGACAGCAGCAUUCUCUGAGACGACAACAAUUAAACUUGUUGAUAGUCUAGUGCAGGCCGUAAUUGCCGUCUGCGAUGAUGGAGACAGAACUCUUGGUCAGCUAAGACUACUAUCGCCCGCUGAAGAGGCGAAGUUACUUGAGUGGAAUUCCGUCAUCCCGCCACGCAUCGAACGUUGCGUCCACGAGCUUGUGCUUGACAGGAUGGUCAGCCAGCCGGAUGCGUUAGCCAUCAGUUCAUGGGAUGGAGAUCUCACAUACGCCGAGCUGAAUCACACUAGCUACCAAUUUGCCCACCACCUGGUCGUUGAGCGGGGUAUAGGCCCCGAGGUGAUGGUUGGUCUAUGUAUGGAUAAGUCGAAAUGGGCAAUAGUGGCUAUGAUUGCCGUGCUACGCGCUGGAGGUACUCUGGUACCUCUCGGCGUCCAAGAGCCACUGUCUCGAAUUCAACUAAUCACAGAAGAAACGGGCACACCUCUUGUCUUGGUUGACCGUAAACACGAACAGCGGCUGGCAAGGCUAGACGGCACACAUCUGUCCACGGUUGACACCUUCUUCGAUAAUGCCUCUCCUAUGUCGAUGCUACCAUCCCUCACUGAGCUGUCUCCUACGCGGCCUGAACAUGCAGCUUGGGUCAUUUUCACAUCUGGCUCGACUGGUAAGCCCAAAGGCGUUGUACUUGAGCAUGGAUCUGUGGCGACGAGCAUACUUGCUCACGGUCCUGCAAUCGGUAUCCAGACCCAAGACAGAAUGUCGCAGUUCGCAGCGUAUACUUUUGAUGUAUCUAUCGCAGAAAUCAUGACGACGCUUACCUUUGGUGCAUGCGUUUGUGUACCCUCUGAAGACGAUCGUACAAAUCGUCUCACGCAUUUCCUAUCAGAAUCAGAGGUGUCUAUCGCUACUUUGACUUCGACUGUAGCAGCACUUGUUCAGCCGGAAAAAACACCAACGAUUCGCACAUUAGUCUUGACAGGCGAGGCUGUUCAGUCCAAGGUUGUUGACCAAUGGAUACAUCAAGCUACGGUCAUCAAUGCAUACGGUCCUGCUGAAAGCUCUAUCUGGACUACAGGAACACCACUUGUUGGCGCCUUCUGGGUCGUGAACCCGGAUAGUGUUGGGCAACUGGUUCACAACGGUGAGCUUCUUAUCGAAUCACCUUUGUUAGCACGCGGAUACUUGAACGACCCAACGAAGACCGCGGCCUCAUUCAUCAUAAACCCGGAGUUUCUGAAGAAUCUUGGCCUCGAUAUAGGCUCCAGGCGCAUGUACCGUACUGGUGAUCUCGUCCAGCAAAAUCAAGAUGGGACAAUCACUUACCUCGGACGUCGAGACACGCAGAUCAAGAUUCGCGGUCAACGUGUCGAGAUUGGGGAAAUAGAGUAUCACUUACGCAAGCAAGCAGGAAUGCACGACGCAGUGGUCCUAUACAUGAAGCAAGGUGCUCUGGCUGGGCGACUCAUUGCUUUUAUUGUCUCGUCUGAUAUGUUGGUGACCCGUCAUGAUCAGAGCCAGCCGCAAUCCAGUGCCAACAUCCAGCGCGUUCCCGAUGAGCAAGAUGAAACCGCUGAUAUCUGGUUGAGAGACGUCCAACAGAAUCUUUCCCAGCUUGUAAUGCAUUAUAUGAUGCCGAGUGUCUGGAUUCGCUUGAUGGCUAUCCCCAUAAACGCAUCAGGCAAGACCGAUCGUCUUGGACUUUUGCGGUGGACCGAGUCUUUGUCUACAGAGGACACUACGGUGUUGACUGGUACGGGAGCGAUUGAAGGGGGGGAUAUUAAUGAAUCAUCCGCCACAACGAUUGAGCGAGAACUGCGACAGAUUUGGAGCGAGGUUCUCGACGUACCAAUCUCUCGCGUGACAUACUCAACCAACUUCUUCAGUCUUGGAGGCGACUCGAUUACGGCUAUGCAAGUGGUGUCCGCUUGUAGGGCUCGCGGCAUACUCGUGACCGUUCGUAAGGUCCUGGACUGCCAAACGAUCCCGGAAUUGGCAGCCAGCUCCCACACUGGCCGAGAGGAUGAAGCUCAUUUGGCAAGAAUUCCAGACGGUGUCUUUGGACUAUCACCAAUUCAGCAGAUGUUCUUUGACGAAAUCGCAGGAGAUGGUCUUCGUGCCGACAUGGACUACCGCUUCAUUCAGGCUGUUUCCCUAUAUACUACACAGCGGAUUGAGAAAGCAGAUUUGACCUGGGCUAUCAAUGCUCUUGUUUCUAAGCACGCCAUGCUUCGAGCCCGUUUCCGCUACAGUCAGGACAAUGCUUGGAAGCAGUGGAUAGAGAAGGACAUUGCUGGGAGCUACCGCUUCCAGGAUCAUACAGUUGUGGACGUCGAGCUCAUGCAGCAUGUUAUUGAGAAAUCGCAAGCCAGUCUCAAUCUGGAGCAUGGCCCAGUUUUUGCAGUCGACUUCAUUGAAAGACAAGACAGACAAGGUAGACAGGUCUUGCACCUUGUUGCUCAUCAUCUUGUUGUUGAUCUGGUUUCAUGGCGCAUUUUAAUACGAGAUCUGGAAGAACUCUUGGUUCAUCACAAGCUCCCAAACCCAAUGAGUCUCUCUUUCCCUGUGUGGCUAGAGCGUCAACAAAAUUCAUUGGACAAGCUGAUGAACGAGUCAGAACAUGGAACAGAGGAAUCACUGGCAAAGACCUUGCCAGUAGCAGUUCCGAAUGCAGAUUGGGACUACUGGGGUCUUGUUCCCGGUAAAGACGUCUACGCCAGCCUCUCCACUAUUGAGAUCAAGUGCGACUCUGCCACGACUUCACUGUUGUCAGGCAAUGCCAACACCGCUCUCAAGACCGAACCCGUUGACAUCUUACUUGCUGCCCUCAUCAGCUCCUUCCAAGAUGUCUUUACAGAUCGUCCCAUGCCUGCCGUCUUUACUGAAGGACACGGUCGUGAAACUGAGGAGGAAGAAAUUGAUCUUUCCGAUACGGUUAGUUGGUUUACUACGAUGGUUCCAGUUCACGUCUCACAAGGAACUGUCAAAAACUCUAUUGAAGUACUCAGAAAGGUCAAAGACCAACGCCGUCGUCUUCUCAGUAAAGGCUUGCCGUACUUUGGUAGCCGUUACCUGACAAGCCGCGGACGAGAUAAGUUCGCAGGUCACGGUCCAGCCGAAAUCAUCUUCAACUACCUGGGACGUUUCCAACAACUGGAACGAGAAGACGCCCUCUUCCAUAUUGAGGAUGAUGACACAAGUGCAUCCUCGCAGUUUGGCCCUCUGGUCAAGCUCUUUUCUGUACUCGAUGUUUCUGUUACAGUUGAUGCAGGACAGCUCUCAAUCAAAGUCCGCUUCAGCCGUGACUCCCGACACCAGUCUGCCCUUAAGCAGUGGGUGAAAUUGUAUGGGGAUACAGUGAAGACGCUGGUCGAAGAGCUCACCAUGACACCUCUCACACUUACAGCAUCUGAUUUUCCACUCGCCCGACUAUCCGACAGUGACUGGGAACUGAUUGAGGGGCAGUAUCUGAAGACAGAGAUGGGGCUCUCGUCUACCAAGGAGGUUGAAGAUAUCCUUCCGUGUUCAGCUAUGCAGCAAGGUAUCCUGCUUGCUCAACUUCAAUCCCCCUCGACCUACUGUAUCCAUCAAAUUUGCCGCGUCCUGCCGACCGGCCACACGCGUCCUGUUGACAUCCAGCGUCUGACUGCAGCUUGGCAUCAGGUUGUAACGCGACACUCGAUUCUCAGGUCCGUUUUGGUAGAACCGCUACCUGCCCAGGAGAAGUUCCUUCAGAUCGUUCUGAAGGAACCACAUAUCGACGUCCAGAUCGCGGAUGGAGAGAAUAUCAGAGAUGAGGACGCGAUCGAAUGGCUCGCUUCGCAAUCAACGCUUGACAUUACGAGAUUGGGCCGCCCUCCUCACCGCCUGAUAAUUCUGAAGACGAAUGAAGCUAAUGUUUACUGUCGUUUCGAUGUCAGCCAUGCUCUAGUAGACGCUUCGUCAGUGGCACUCAUCUUGCGGGAUCUCAUUGCCGGAUAUGAGGGUGGGCUAGGGUCCAGUGGCGGCUCUAACUAUAGUGCCUAUGUCGCUUUCCUGGAGGGCAGACGGCAACACAACGACCUCCAAUAUUGGAAGUCGUUACUGUCUGAUGCUGAACCUUGCAUCUUGCCCCCGCAGCAACCAGUACAUGAAGCUAGUCAAGCACAACUUGGCCAUGUAAUCGACCGACUUGAUAAUAUGACGACAGUCCACCAAUUCCGUGACAGAUACAAUGUCUCCAUUGCUAGUAUCUGUCAAUUGUCUUGGGCUCUAGUCCUGGCAAACUGGACGGGAUCACGCAAUAUUAGCUUCGGCAAUCUUUCGAGUGGUCGCGAUAUUCCUAUUCCUGGCGUUCAAGAGCUAGUUGGACCUAUGAUCAACAUGCUUGUCUGCCAUUUGUGCUUAGAUUGGAAUUCAUCGGCAACAAUUGGCGACAUGGCUCGUAAGCUACAAAGCCAAUCCACCGAAGCUUUCGAGCACCAGAGAGCAUCGCUGGCAUCUAUCCAACACGAGCUAGGCUUUUCGAAAGACCAACCGCUGUUUAACAGCACGAUUUCAUACAGACGUCAAACCUCAACCUCACUUGACGCUAAGCCAGCAGAAAUCAGACUUGAAGCUGUUGUCUCGGUGGAUCCAACAGAGUAUGAUGUACAUGUCAACAUCGAUGCCUCUUCAACAAGUCUCGAGUUCAAUCUUCAAUACUCAACUGCAGUUCUCUCUGAAGCAGCGGCUACAAGGCUCGCAGAGAGUCUAGUGCAAGCGGUCCGCAUUGUGUCUCAGAACGUAGAUCGACCACUGCGGCAGCUUACAAGCAGUCUAUUGCCUGCUGGGGACAAAUUGCAGCUACAAGAAUGGAACUCGGCUGUGGCCCUGCCUGUCAAACGUUGCGUGCAUGAAUUGGUCUCGGAUCGAAUAUCAACUCUACCUGAAGCACUUGCUAUCAGCUCGUGGGAUGGAGACAUGACAUAUAAUCAGUUGGGUGAGACCAGCCGCAGACUGGCUUCCUACCUAGUUGAACAAGGAGUAGGUCCUGAGACAAAGGUCGGCCUAUGUUUAGACAAGUCGAAAUGGGCGAUUGUCGGUAUGCUUGCAAUACUCUUCGCUGGAGGUGUCGUUGUUCCUCUUGGCGUCAAACACCCAGUCAGCCGGAUCAGAAGCAUCGUCGAAGAUACGACUGCCCCAAUCGUUCUUGUCGAUGACAUCCACGAGAAGAGACUAGCAGCUGUGACAACUCAAACACAGCUUCUCUCUGUUCAAUCCUUUUUCCGAACAUCUCAACCAGGGUCUCCCCGGUCUGAACAGUCGACUGUACGACCUGAAGAUCCUGCUUGGAUCAUCUACACUUCCGGAAGCUCAGGAGUCCCCAAGGGUGUCGUCCUCCAACAUGACGCCCUCGCAACAAGUAUACUUGCCCAUGGGCCAGCAAUUGGCAUAAAACCAUUCGACCGGCUGUCACAAUUUGCAGCUUACACCUUUGAUGUUUCCAUUGCAGAGAUCAUAACUGCACUGUCAUUCGGCGCUUGUGUCUGCGUCCCUUCAGAGCAGGACCGUAUGGAACGACUCCCAUCAUUCUUGAAGGAUGCAAAUGUCACCAUUGCAACUCUAACAUCUACCGUGGCGGCACUUAUUCAGGAGGACAUUCCCAAGAUACGAACAAUGGUCCUGACUGGCGAAGCUGUUCAAUCCAAGGUGGUUGAUCGAUGGGUACAACAGGCAACUGUAGUAAACGCCUACGGCCCCUCCGAAAGCUCUAUCUGGGCAUCUUGCAACAUAGUCCAAAGUGGUGCAGACGCUCUGAACAUUGGCAAACCUCUGGCCGGUACAUUUUGGGUCGCCAACCCGGAUAAUACCGGGCAGUUGGUGGUUCGUGGAGCACCGGGAGAGUUGCUUAUCGAAGGCCCCUUGCUGGCGAGGGAGUAUUUGAAUGACGCCGAUAAGACCUCGACAGCCUUUGUAUCAGACCCUUCGUUUAUGCAAGAGCUCGGACUUACCCCAGGCCGGCGUUUAUAUCGCACUGGUGAUUUAGUACAACAGAACGAGGAUGCUACACUUACUUAUCUGGGCCGCAUUGAUAGCCAGAUCAAGAUUCGAGGCCAGAGAGUAGAAGUCGCUGAGAUUGAGAGUCAGAUUGUCCGAUUACUUCCAGGAGCGAGUGAGGCUGUCGUCGACUUGGUACGCCCAGAAGGUGAAGUCCAUGAUGGGCCGCUUAUUCUGGUAGCUGUUAUUGAGCAUUCUGACGCUAGCCCUCUCCUUGACAGUGAAGUGUUCAGUCUUUCUGACACAGCGCAAAUUCCAGACACUGCACUCGAGGCGCUUGGAAAGCUAGACGACGACCUCGGUAACGUACUCCCUCCUUACAUGGUACCUGCAGCAUUCCUGCUAGUUUCUAAGCUUCCGAUCAAUGCUUCUGGCAAACUUGAUCGUCGUGCCGUUCGACAAAAAUUGCAAUCCACAUCCCGCGACACGAUCGUCAGAUUCUCUGGUUCCAGAGAUCUGAUUAAAGCGGCACCCACUACUGAUCUGGAACGGAAACUACAGAUCCUUUAUUCCACGACAUUGGGACUUGUUCCCGAAGCUGUUGGAAUUAAUGACUCUUUCUUCAAACUCGGCGGAGACUCAGUCGCGGCCAUGAAGCUGACCGCUGCCGCUCGUGCUCAGAACGUUCCUGUCUCGGUAGCCGAUAUCUUCCGCUGGCCCCGUCUGUCAGAUCUUUCAAGAGUCGUAGAUGAGAAGUAUAGUCGCGAUAUUGAACCACUGGACAAAGAUCCAGCCCCUUUCAGCCUGUGGCCGGACCUGACGGAGACGACUCAGGCCGAAAUUCAGACCGAUAGCCACAACGACAACACACGGCAAGCACAGCUAUUGCAAGACAUUGCUGCGCAAUGUGAUAUAUCGGUUGAUCAGAUUCAGGAUGUCUAUCCAUGCAGCCCAAUGCAAGCCGGUCUGAUGGCUAUUACCGCACAACGCCCCGAGGCCUACGUUAUUCAGCGGGUGUUCAAAUUACAUGACGAUUUGUCUAAUCAGCAACUCCAAGCUGCAUGGGCAAGUCUAACUGAUAAGCUCACUAUUUUUCGCACUCGAAUUAUACCUUCGGCCUCCGCACAGGCCGACGCUCUGCAGGUUGUGAUACAAGAAGCCCCAGUCUGGCAAGAGUGUAAAUCACUAGAGGUCUACUUGGCCAAGGACCGGGCCACACCUAUUACCUAUGGCCGAGCACUCAGUCGUACCGCGGUUAUUGAUGAUCCCGCUGGUCGUUAUUUUGUAUGGACAGUGCACCACAGUGUAUACGACGGCUGGAGUGUUGCAAGGACAAUGGAAAUGCUUACACAAUUGUUGAAUGGACAGUCGACGUUUUCCCCGGCACCGGUUUCACGUUUCAUCAACUAUCUGGUCCAACAAGACAAGGAUCAAAUAGCUGAUUUUUGGAAAGAACAUUUCGAAGGUGCGAACUGGGUUCGCUAUCCAGCCAUAUCGUCGCCAAAAUACCAGGCCAAGUCGCACGAUACAUUGCAGAGUCAAAUUCGUGUCAACCUUGAGACAGGCGGCCCUGCAACGAUGCCCACACUUCUUCGAGCUGCUUGGGCCCUUUUAGUUGCUACGAAUACUGGCGCCAAUGAUGCAGCUAUCAAUGUUGUCCUCUCCGGCCGCAUGGCACCUGUAGAUGCAGUGAUGGACAUUAUUAGUCCACUUGUCACUACUGUUCCAUUUUACGUGUCUACCUCCAGAGAGCAGUCUGUGCGUGUCUUCCUUGAGACAAUUCAUCAUCGAGCUACAGAAAUGAUCCCGUACGAACACACCGGUUUACAGAACAUCAGGGCCAUUGUUCCUAAUUUAGGAUCAGAGUUUGAUCCAGGCCAUACAUUUGUUGUUCAACCUGCCGGAGAGAGUGAGUCCGCAGACUUACCGAUGUUCAAAAUGGACGCCGAACGCCAUGCUACUUCACUGGACGCAUUUGAUGCCUAUGCAUUGACAGUCGAAUGCACGGUAGGCGGUCGGAACCCAGAUGAUGUGACAAUCGAAGUACGUUACGAUCGUGCUGUUCUUGCAGUCAAUACAGCGCAACACUUAGUUUCCCAGUUUGCGCAUAUAGUUCAGCAAUUGGCGCAAAACGCAGAGACAGACAAGCCACUUUCUGAGCUUCAAUUACUCACUGAUGAGGACUGUGCCCAGCUCCGUGAAUGGAACUCGGCUGUACCACCACGUCUCGAGCGCUGUCUUCACGACUUGAUACUUGAGACAAUGACUAGCCAACCCAUGGCGCCAGCUAUUUCUGCAUGGGAUGGUGAAAUGACAUACGGCGAACUGAACGAUGCCAGCCGAUACUUAGCCUACCAUCUUAUUGAUUCAGGAAUAGGCCCAGAAGUGAUGGUCGGCAUCUGUAUGGAUAAGUCAAGAUGGGCUGUAGUGGCUGUACUGGCUAUCCUUCGCGCAGGCGGUGUCGUCGUUCCGUUGGGAAUCCAACAACCCCUUUUACGGAUUGAAGGAAUCAUACAUGAUACAUCCUGUCCCCUUAUUUUAGUUGACCAAGGUCAACAACAUCGGCUGGCUCAACUAUCCGAACACGCAUCUCUUUUCGCCGUCGACUCUUUCUUUGAGGCGGCCCCGACUCCAUUGACAAGGAGGCACAACUCAUCCGCUAAGCCACUACCAUCUGUGAAGCCUGAUCACAGUGCUUUUGUCAUAUUUACAUCAGGUUCAACUGGCGUUCCCAAGGGCAUUGUUCUCGAGCACGGUGCCCUUGUAACAAGCAUUAUUGCCCAUGGAACCGAGUUCGGCAUGGACACCAAGGCUUGUGACCGAGUACUGCAGUUCGCAGCGUAUACCUUCGAUGUUGCCAUCCAAGACAUCAUCGCAACGCUAUCUUUUGGCGCAUGCCUCUGCAUACCGUCUGAGCAUGAUCGAAUGAACCGGCUGGUGCCGUAUAUAUCGGAAGCGAAGGUCACUUUGGCAAUCUUGACGCCUACUGUAACUGCAUUGAUUCAACCACAAGAUGUCCCUUCAAUUCGAACAUUGAUUUUAGGAGGCGAAGCUCUCCCGGCAAAGGUUGUCGAUCAAUGGAUAGACUACGCCAAAAUUAUCAAUGGCUACGGCCCUUCAGAAUGCUGUAUCCAUUCUACAUGUCAUGAGGUUCAGCACAGUUCAGAGGCAUCGAUCAUAGGACGGGGAAUUAUCGCUAAAACUUGGGUCAUUGAUUCUUCCAAUUCUGAUCAACUUGUCCCCAUCGGGGCGAUUGGGGAGUUGAUUAUCGAAGGACCAUUACUAGCCAGGGGAUAUCUCAACGAUCCCUUGAAGACGGCAAAUUCAUUCAUAACGGAUCCCGCGUUUGUUCAACAGCUCGGCAUCAGUCCAGAUCGCCGCAUGUACCGCACAGGCGACUUGGUACAACAGAAAAUGGAUGGCUCGCUGGUCUACCUCGGUCGCAAAGACACGCAAGUCAAGAUUCGUGGUCAACGCGUGGAAGUUGGUGAGAUCGAAAGCCAUAUCAUGGAUCUCUUACCGAAUGCACGCGAGGCCAUUGUUGAUUUGGUACAAGCAGCAGUCGAGGACCAGGACGUGUCACCGAUGCUAGUUGCUGUCAUUGAGACCGAUGUUUCCGGGACUGAGGUUUUGGCUUCUGACGCAAGCUUGGAGCUCUACAGUCCGUCACAGAUUACCCAGGAUAUGCGUGAAGGACUAGACGAACUUGAUAACAACCUCGGCCGGUUUUUACCAGCUUACAUGGUCCCUACGGUAUAUUUACUGGCAUCGAAACUUCCUCUUAACGCAUCUGGCAAACUCAACCGACGUGCAGUCAGUGAUCACCUGAUGUCGCUUCCCCGCGAUGUGUUAAGCAGUUUCUCUGGCCUUUCCGACUUCAAACAGAUGCCGACUACUCCUAUGGAGCAAAAGCUACAGACCCUAUUUACGUCAGCACUUAUGCUCAAGCCUGAAGCAGUUGGUAUCAAUGACUCGUUCUUCCGACUUGGUGGAGACUCUGUUGCAGCUAUGAAGUUGACGGCUGCGGCUCAUACCCAUGAUAUCCCUCUUUCUGUUGCUGAUAUAUUCCGCUGGCCUCGACUCCUGGAUCUAGCAGAAGCCAUGGAUGGCAAGGGCGGGGUUUCAUCUAAUUCUGCGGACGAAAAAGACCCCGAGCCGUUCAGCCUUUGGCCGGAGCUCCAAGCAGGUGCUACUGAUAGAUCGCGACUUCUGGAAGAUGUUGCAGUACAGUGCGAUGUAUCCGUCGAUAGGAUUGAGGAUAUAUAUCCUUGCAGUCCAUUGCAAGCUGGUUUGAUGGCUAUCACGGCACAACGUUCCGAAGCCUACGUCGUUCAACGCGUCUUCAAAAUGCAAGGAGGCAUCUCUACGCAGAGGGUGAAGGCUGCGUGGGCACAACUCAUCAACGACCUUCCUAUCUUGCGAACUCGUAUCAUUCCGUCUGUUCAGGCAACAGCACUGCAGGUUGUACUACGAGAAACACCUAUUUGGCAAACCGGGGUUUCGCUAGAGGACUAUCUCACUGCCGAUCGAGCUACCCCUAUGAUAUACGGUGGUGCUCUAAGCCGUACAGCCAUUCUCGAGGAUGGAAGUCAUCGUCACUUCGCAUGGACAGUUCAUCAUAGCAUCUAUGACGGCUGGAGCAUGGCUAAGACGAUGGAGAUGUUUGAACAGUUGUUGAGCGGUAGUAUACUCUCACAUCCAGUGGCAGUUCCAGUCUCUCGCUUUAUUGGUUACCUGGCCGAGAAAGAUAAGGACCAGACAGCGAUCUUCUGGCAAAAGCACCUUGAGGGAGCGAACUGGGCCCGCUACCCCGAGUUAUCAUCUCAACAACACAUCAUCAAUCCUCGAAGUACAUCAUAUAGGCGUCUUCGAAUCCCGACUACAGUGGGAUCGCCAACAUCCAUUGUGCUGCGUGCUGCUUGGGCACUACUUGUUGCCUCCAACACGGGUUCUGAUCAAGCAGUCAUCAACGUCGUGCUCUCAGGCCGUUCGGCUCCUGUGAAGGAUCUCCUGCAUCUCAUGGCGCCUACAAUUACCACUGUCCCUUUCCACGUUUCUACCUCAUCAAGCCAAUCAGUUUACGAUUUCCUUGCCAACAUACAGAAUCAGGCCACCGAGAUGAUCCCGCAUGAGCAUACUGGCCUCCAGAACAUCAGGCGUAUGGUUCCCAGUCUUGGACCUGAUUUUGACCCCGGUCAUAUAUUCGUAGUCCAACCGGCUGCAGAAAUGGAGUCGGCAGUUGCGGAUUCCCACCUAGAAAUCGAGCGCGAAGCUAGUUCUAUGGAUGCCUUCCACGCUCAAGCCCUAACAAUUGAGUGUACCGUGGGACAAGACACAAAGGAUGUUGAAGUCGAGUUGCGCUUUGACGACGCAGUCAUUGCCACCCAUGAUGCAGAGCAGUUACUCGAUCAGUUCAAUCAUCUCGUUCAACAGCUCGCGCAAAAUGCAGACAAGAAUCUGCCACUUGAUCGCCUUCAACUUCUUUCACCAGAUCAAAUGACCCAGAUAUGCAAGUGGAAUUCUUCUAUUCCAUCGCGAGUCGACCGUUGUAUCCAUGAGUUAGUGAUGGAUCAAAUGACCAUUCGACCAGAAGCGACAGCCGUUACUGCCUGGGACGGUGAAUUCACUUACAGACAGUUGGAUGAUCUCAGUCGCCAGCUAGUCUUUCACUUGAUCGAAAUAGGAAUCGGUCAGGAAGUCAUGGUUGCAGGCGGUGUUGUCGUUCCUCUUGGAACACGCCAACCACUGAGCCGUAUUGAAACUAUUAUUACUGACACAGCCGCACCCCUCAUCCUGACCGACCGUCCUCAGGAGCAACAGAUGAAAGGGCUGCAGGCACAUACACAGCUUCUUGUGGUCGAGUCCUUCUUUGACAGAACAGUGGAACCAGCGCAAAAUACUGAGCUCCCUGUGCUCGCAAGACCUGAUAACGCGGCUUGGGUUAUCUAUACGUCGGGCUCAACCGGAACGCCGAAGGGAGUUGUUCUCGAACACGGUGCUCUAGUGACAAGUAUCCUUGGUCACGGCAAGGCAUAUGGCUUACAGGCCGAUGACCGUAUACUCCAGUUCGCGGCUUAUACCUUCGAUGCCGCUAUCCAAGAGAUAAUGACUACACUUGCAUUUGGAGCUUGCAUUUGUAUCCCAUCUGAACAGGAUCGUGUCGAGCGACUCACAUCAUUCGUCGCAGAGAAUCAAAUUACUAUGGCAACUCUGACGUCAACCGUAGCCGCGCUCGUCCGACCUCAGGAGACCCCGACAAUAAGAACAAUCAUACUGGUUGGCGAAGCUGUUCAGGCAAACGUUGUGGACCAGUGGCUACAACGGGCCACGGUCAUCAAUGGAUAUGGACCAUCUGAAUGCUCAAUCGCUUCAACAUGCAGAGAGAUCCAGAAUAGUUCGUCAGCUUUGAAUAUUGGGACUGCCAUUGCGGGUGGUCUCUGGGUUGUGAGGCCAUCCAGUACUGAACUCGCUGCUUUUGGCAGUCCAGGUGAACUACUUAUUGACGGGCCUCUGCUGGCACGCGGAUACUUGAAUGAUCCUACCAAAACGGCUGCCGCAUUCAUCACGGAUGCUAGUUUUCUCAAAGAAUUGGGUCUUAGCAGUCGCCGCCUCUAUCGCACCGGCGAUCUUGUACAGCAGAACCGGGACGGCUCUCUUACCUACCUUGGCCGCAUCGAUACACAGAUCAAGAUCCGUGGUCAGCGUGUAGAAAUUGGAGAAAUCGAGAGUCAAAUCGAGAAGCUCUCCGCCAUUCGAGAUGCAGUUGUCCUUUAUCCGCGUCAAGGACCUCUUGCCAAUCGACUUGUCGCGACUGUUGUACUGGGUGAAACAUCCACAGGUGCUCAAAGCACAGCCAUCCAACAAAUCUCUAAAGAGCAUGAGGGCUACGCGAACAUGCAGUUCCAUGAGCUUCAACGUAUCCUAUCGGACAAGCUUGUCUACUACAUGAUCCCGAGCGUUUGGAUUCCGUUGGCAGCUAUGCCGGUGAAUAUGUCGGGGAAGACCGAUCGACUUGCCAUCUCGCGAUGGGUCCAGUCCUUGACAGAGGAUGAGAUCACAGCCCUCACAUCCAAUAAGACUGAGGACAUUGAUGAGGGGUCAGUAACAGCGGUCGAGAGGCAGCUGCGGCAGAUCUGGAGCGAAGUGCUUGACGUUGCACUCGACAAAAUUACAUACACGACGACCAAGUUCUUCAGCCUUGGUGGAGAUUCAAUCACUGCAAUGCAGGUUGUUUCUGCUUGUCGAGCUCGUGGUAUUUUAGUCACUGUGCGCAAGGUUCUAGAUCACCAGACUAUUCGAGAGCUCGCAACCCAGACACAAACGACCGAGGAUGCAAGUUCGAUAACAAAGAUCCCAGAAGGCAAUUUUCAGCUAUCGCCAAUCCAGCAGAUGUAUUUCGAGGAUAUUGCGGCGGAUGGGAUCCAUGCUAAUGGAGAAAAUCGUUUUAAUCAAGGAGUGUCACUCCAUAUUACACGUCAGAUAAAGUGGGAAGACCUUUCCCGGGCUCUCGAUGCGAUUGUAUCAAAGCAUGCCAUGCUUCGAGCUCGUUUCGGCUACAGUCAGAAUGGCUGGUAUCAAUGGGUGGAAAAGCAGGUACCCGAUUCUUACCGUCUUUGCAAACACACAGCCAGCGACGCACGUUCUAUGCAGAACAUCAUCGAACAUUCACAGACCUCGUUGGAUCUUGAGCGUGGCCCGGUUUUUGCAGCCGACUUGAUCCAUCGUCGGGACAUGCAGAAGGAAGAUGGACAAGAUGGGCAGGUCCUGCAUUUCGUCGCCCAUCAUCUUGUCAUCGAUCUUAUGUCUUGGCGUAUUCUGCUUCAGGAUCUCGAGACCCUUUUGGUGUAUGACCAACCAUUGAAAAUGGAUGUCUUAUCUUUCCCUACGUGGUUGGAACGCCAGCACCAGUCACUGAGCAAGUCCUUGAACGACAAUAUCGACACCUUGCCGGUAGCUAUACCCGAUGCCAAUUGGGAAUACUGGGGACUGGUUCCUCGCCAGGAAAAAUCUGGCAAUCUCGUCAACAUCCAGACCAAGUGCGAUCAUGCCACAACUUCGAUCCUUCUCUCCGACGUUGCGAAUUCCGCCCUCAAAACAGAGCCAGUGGAAAUACUCCUAGCGGCGUUCUAUCACUCUUUCAGGGAGCACUUUAGUGACCGACCCGUACCGCCUAUCUUUACCGAAGGACACGGUCGAGAGGCCAUGGAUGGCGAGACAAAUUUGACUGAAACUGUCGGUUGGUUUACCACGCUCUCGCCUAUUUACAUCACGCCAAGUAAGAACAACAACAAGGCCAUCGAUGUCCUUCGGCAAUUGAAAGACCAACGCCGACGCAUCCCUGGUCGUGGAAUGCCUUACUUUGCCAGUCGAUUCCUCACUCCUGAGGGUCGAGAAAGAUAUGCCGAUCACGGUCCAGCUGAAAUUGUCUUCAACUAUCUUGGAAGAUUUCAACAACUCGAGCGAGAAGAUGCUUUAUUCCGCAUCGAUAAUGGUGAUGAUGCGACCAGCAUAGCCCCCGUCGGGAGUCUUGUGAAUAUUUCCGCUGUGCUUGACAUUUCCGCCACUGUGCAGGAAGGGGAGCUUUGCGUAAACAUUCGCUUCAGUCCGAAGACAAAAAAUCAGACUACCAUACGACAAUGGGCUCAAUCUUAUAGCUCUGCUAUCAAAAGCCUUGUCGGGGAGUUGGCCACAAUCACACCAAGAGCAACAGCAACCGACUUCCCACUUGCGCGCCUCUCCGAUAGCGACAUGACAUUGAUUGAAGACCAAUAUCUCACCACCAUGGGUGUCUCGUCCAGUCAGGUUCAAGACAUUCUUCCAUGUUCGCCAAUUCAACAGGGCAUCCUUCUUACGCAGAUGCAACUACCUCGGGCUUAUCUCAUCUACCAAACGUGUCGAAUUACGCCAUCAAGCCAUGACCGUCCAGUCGCUGUAGAUCGACUUAUCAAAGCAUGGAAGCAGGUUGUUGCUUGUCAUUCUGUGUUGAGGACUAUAUUGAUGGAGCCACUUCCCAAUCAGGAGAAGUUCGUUCAGAUUGUUCUCACUGAUCCUGAAAUAGAUGUUGUCUGUGUAGACGGUGUCUUAGAUGGGAAUGCCACCCAGUGGUUUGAAGCACAAUCUCAACUUGACACAUCCAACCGACGUCGCCCUCCCCAUCGUCUCACAACGUUGUCAACAACUUCGGGUGAGAUUUACUGCCGCUUCGAUAUCAAUCACGCGCUCGUGGAUGCCUCAUCAAUGACACUUAUUAUCCGCGACCUCAUCGACGCCUACGGGAAUGGAUUCACAACCAGUGGGUCCGACUACAGUUCCUACAUCCAAUUUCUCGAGAGCAAGCAUCAACAAGACGACCUUCAAUAUUGGAAGUCAGCACUUCAUAAUGCCGAGCCAUGUCUUCUGCCGCCUCAAGAUCCAGCGCAAAGUGAUGGACAUGGCAAAAUUCUCUCCGUCUCCAAACGAAUUGAGGAUCUUACAAUGCUGAACACCUUCAGGAAUACGCAUGGCGUGUCAAUUGCAAGCAUCUGUCAGCUGGCUUGGUCUAUAGUACUAGCCAGCUGGACGAAUUCGCAGAACAUUAGCUUUGGCAACCUCUCAAGCGGCCGUGAUGCACCGAUCCCAGGUGUCCAAGAACUAGUUGGGCCGAUGAUCAACAUGCUAGUGUGUCACUUGCAGCUGGAUUGGAACUCAACCGUGUCAGAUGCGGCUCGCCAGCUACAAAGCCAGUCUGCCGAGGCAUUUGAGCACCAAGGAGUAUCACUUGCCGCUAUCCAGCACGAGCUUGGUCUUCCAAGAGGUCAACCAUUAUUCAACAGUAUCCUCUCUUACAAGAGGCAAGUGCCAACCGGAUCCGGUACUGCUGAGAUCCUUCUUGAGGGCUUGGACUCAGAGGAUCCAACAGAGUACGACAUUAAUAUCCACGUUGUUGCCUCACCGACCGAUCUUGAGUUCGACAUCCUGUACUCGACUACAUUGCUCUCCGAGUCAGUAGCAUCUCGACUAGUCGAUAGCUUGAUACAAGCUGUUCGUGCUAUAUCCGAAAACGCGAGUCGCCAGCUUGGACAGCUGAGUCUGCUGCCUGCCGGGGAUGCGGAUCAAAUUUGCAAAUGGAACUCGAAUAUGGCAGAACCUCGUGAAACCUGUCUCCAUGACCUUGUGGUGCAACAAAUGGCAGCACAUCCGACAGCUCAGGCUGUCUUUGCCCAUGAUGGAGAGUUGACUUACGGUGAUCUCGAUAAGGCCAGCCGUCAGCUAGCUUGCUAUCUGGUCAACAAAGGUGUAGGACCAGAGGUGAUGGUAGGUUUCUGCAUGGACAAAUCGAAGUGGUCAGUCGUUGCUAUUCUAGGCAUACUUCGGGCUGGCGGGGCGGUCGUUCCGCUAGGCGUGUCGAAUCCCCUGGCUCGUGUUGAGACGAUUCUCAAAGACACGGCCGCUCCUUUCGCCAUCGUCGAUGAAGCACAAGAGCGUCGACUGGGUAUACUUGAAUCGGACACGAAACUCAUCAACAUUAACUCAUUCUUCGACGCGGUUCCAUCAGCAGAGGAAGAUGUACCACUCAACGAGCCCUGCACGUCGGUACGACCUAACAACACUGCCUGGUGUCAGUUCACAAGUGGAUCGACUGGAACACCAAAGGGCGUUAUCCUUGAACACCGCGCCCUCUCAACAAGCAUUUACGUCCACAGUCAGAGAUUUGGUUUGCAGCCUGGCGAGCGUUUGUUGCAAUUUGCUGCGUUCACUUUUGACGCUGCUAUUUACGAUAUCUUGGCACCCCUUUCCUUUGGUGGUUGCACCUGCAUGCCUUCCGAACAUGAUCGCAUGAACCGACUCGGACCUUUCAUCUCGGAAGCAAAUGUCACCUUUGCCUUUAUGACACCGGCUGUGGUUUCUCUGCUGCAUCCCAAGGAUGUUCCAACUAUCAAGACCCUGAUUGUAGGUGGUGAGGUCUUUACAUCAAAGACAAUCGAUCAAUGGAUAGAACAUGCCGAUGUCAAGGAGGCGUAUGGACCUGCGGAAUGUUCUAUCUACUCGACAUGCAACGACCUCCUGGACAGUUCACAGGUUCGGAAUAUUGGAAAGGCAGUCGCCGUCAGAACAUGGGUUAUCAAUCCAUUCAGCGACGGACAAUUGGUUCCAAUUUCUACACCAGGUGAACUCCUCAUAGAAGGUCCAUUACUGGCUCGGGGUUACUUAAACGAUCCUGAGAAGACCGCCGGUUCAUUCUUGGUAGAUCCUGCCUUUGUCAAAGAGUUGGGUCUCAGUCCAGGUCGGCGAUUCUAUCGUACUGGUGAUCUUGUGCAGCAAAAUGCAGACGGUACGUUGCAGUAUCUCGACCGUAUUGGCACUCAGGUCAAGAUCAAUGGCCAACGGUUAGAGAUCGGGGAAAUCGAGAGUCAAAUUAUCCUCUUACUACCAAACGCAAAAUACGCCUACGUCUGCAAACGAGGAUCUUCUCUGAUCGGCGUCAUCGAAGCUACCUCACCAACCAACCAUUCUGCUGUCACCGGUUCCCAUUCCAUCGUCACACCUGAUAGGGAGCAACAGAAGGGUUUCGAGUACAUUGAAGCCUCUCUUCGGGAGAGACUGCCCAGUUACAUGAUACCAUCCGCUUUCUUGGUCAUCAAUUCAUUCCCGCUCACUGACAACGGGAAGCUUGACCGUCGACGAAUUGUCAACUUGUUGGACGCCAUACCAUCCGACAAGUGGCUUGAGUAUACGGCCAGAUCCCAGAUAUACUACGCACCUGUUGGCAGGAACGAAGAAAUACUGAGCGAGUUGUGGGCAGCCUGCGUAAAUAUUGAGAAGAAAUCUGUCUCACGCAUGGAUAACUUCUUCGACCUUGGGGGUGACUCUAUCACAGCCAUGUCCCUGGUUCAACGCCUUGCUAAGCUCGGCUUGAGAAUUCACGUUUCCGAAAUCUUCAAAAACCCUGUUCUCUGUGCAAUGGCAGCACAAGUCACUACCGACACUAACAAAAAUAGAGAAUAUGAACGCUUCUCGCUUGUAUCAUCGGAAGAGCGAGCAAGGGUUGUUGAAUCCGUACUUGCCGAUGGUUGUAUCAAAGCGGAAUCAGACGUGACUGACAUCUUGCCAACAACUGCCUUCCAGGCCCAGAUAGUCAGGGAAAACCUGUCGCCCGCACGCAGGCAAUUGAAUCACUUCGCUUUUGACGCAACUGGACCUUGCGACACGUCUCAUUUGACGUCAGCAAUCAUCGAACUUGUCACCAAGAUCGAGUCACUCCGUACUGGAUUUGCCCAAACACACGAUCAGAAGUUGUUGCAAGUUGUUUACGCCAAUUGGGAACCGACAGUGCGCGUUUUCAAGACCGACAAGAGCCCUGGUGCCUAUUAUGAAGAGACUCCGGAGCGAGACAUGUUCACUGAACCAAGUCUUGCGCAACCAAUGUUUGAUGUUGCCAUUAUCAUUACCGAAACUACUCAGCAGGCUCGCAUUGUAUUCCGUAUGUCACAUGCACUGUAUGAUGGCGCCACUCUGCAUCAAGUAUGGGCGGCCUUGGAAGCAAUCAUGGCAGGACAGACCAUAGGCAAUUUUGCUCCUGUUGGCCCGUAUUUCCAGAGUCUCCAAUCCGAAACUACAAAUGAAACAGAAGACUAUUGGGGCGAACUUGUUCAAGGAGCCGCCCUUUCAUCCGUCAGUACACGUGCGGAGCCUCGGGUAUCACGACUCGGUAUCGUUUCUAGCAAACCGAUCAUGUUACCAAGAAUUAGACAAUUCGACUUCACUCUUGCCGUGGCUGUCAAGACCGCUUGGGCCAUAGUGCUGAGCCACCACGUCGCGAGCAACGAUGUUGUCUUUGCAGAUAUCCUAACAGGACGAACUAUCGUGCAUCCAUCAGUCGCAGAUGUUGUCGCAUGUUGUGCAAGAGCAGUACCAUGCCGGGUUACUUGCGAACCGGAGUGGACCGCAAAGAGACUGAUCGAACAAAUCAAACAGCAGCAAGUCGAUAGCAUGGCACAUGAAGGUCUCGAGCUCCAGCAGAUUGCUCAACGAUUCAUGGGCUGGUCGGAAGAAGUCGAAUCAGAUGCACCCGACAUGCGAGUCAGCAUGGUGAAUCACACAAAGGCGCAAAAGCAGAAUAUGUCACUGGGCUCUACGAUUUAUGAACGAGUUGCUGUGGACCUGAGCACUUCUUACGCAUCUGUUGACUUUGCCAUCGAGUCUGUGGAACAAGGGGAUGGUUCUCUAUCGUUGGGCAUGGCAUAUGCUUCGGAUCGCAUUUCUGAACAGUUGGCAAGAACACUAUCAGACCGAGUCCAAGCAGUUUUGAUGGAAAUUAUUGAAGAUUCAGGAUGCAAUGUCAGCCAUCUUUAUGAGAUUCUGGGAGAUUCGGCGAUGGAGCAAUAG
Messenger RNA from Fusarium poae, 26730 nucleotides. RefSeq names its product Nonribosomal peptide synthetase 32 (gene NRPS32). Gene Ontology annotation, molecular function: catalytic activity; phosphopantetheine binding. Gene Ontology annotation, biological process: secondary metabolite biosynthetic process; amino acid activation for nonribosomal peptide biosynthetic process. The transcript has 5 exons. The record is from RefSeq and is a predicted model, not a curated record. NCBI's taxonomy places the organism in Eukaryota, Fungi, Ascomycota, Sordariomycetes, Hypocreales, Nectriaceae. The coding region runs from base 1 to 26730 and encodes 8909 amino acids. Gene Ontology annotation, cellular component: cytoplasm.